Messenger RNA from Schizophyllum commune H4-8, 1871 nucleotides. RefSeq lists its product as uncharacterized. The record is from RefSeq and is a predicted model, not a curated record. The coding region runs from base 1 to 1863 and encodes 620 amino acids. The transcript has 9 exons. Lineage: Eukaryota; Fungi; Basidiomycota; Agaricomycetes; Agaricales; Schizophyllaceae. Gene Ontology annotation, molecular function: protein binding.
AUGACGCAAGUCACGAGCGUGACGGAAACGACGCGACAAUUCUGUCAGUCGCCUCUUGCUCUUGUCUCCUUCACUACGAACGAUAUGGUCAGACGAGCCCUUGAGGAUAUUUAUAGGAAUGAGGAUACUCGCGGUGAUCCUGACUAUGCGGAGUCUAGCACAACGCGCAAGGUGAAGCGUGCUAAGACGUCCCGCGCCGUCAGCAAAGCAACGACCACAACGCGGGGGAGAAGAAAGCUGAGCGCGUUGCUCGAACUCCCCCUGGACGUAGUAUAUGAGAUUUUCAGCCAUCUCCAUCCUGCCCAUUUACUCAACGUCUCGAGGACCAACAAGGCGCUCCGCGCGAUGCUCAUGUGCAGAAACGCGCGUUCGGUCUGGAAGGCCAGCUUCGAAAAUGCCUCAGAUAUUCCUCCAGUCCCGGACGAUCUCAAUGAGCCGCAGUAUGCGCGGCUUCUGUUCGACAAGUCCUGCAUGGAAUGCCUCGCCCCAAAUGUGUCGACUGUCGCUUGGGGCGCACGCUGGCGGUGCUGCAAGAAAUGCUUCGAGUACGACUUCUGGCCGGAGGACAAGAUCUACGGUCUCGUAGAACUGGAGCCCUACGAUAGAGACCUCAAAGACGUAGUCCCAGGGUCAUUGCUGAAAGAUAAAUCCGGCGAAAUGGAUAUGUUUUAUAAGAUCAAGCACGUAUUGGCGUUCUUGCACGAAGCAAAGAGCUACUGGGGCGACCCGGAGAGGGCGAAGGUGUGGGUGGAAGAGAAGGUCGCGGAGAGUAGGAAGCAGGAGGAACACGGCUUCUUGCUUCAAGAGUGGGACAACAUGCGGCAAGAAGCUCGUGCUCGUGAGUUGGACGAAAUUCGCCACAAUCGACAGGAGGCUAUUUUCGAGAGGCUGAAAGCGUUAGGCUGGGGAGAGGAAGUGGAAAAGUCGCGCUUCAGACUCGUCGAAAACUCAAACGUAAGCAAGGCGCAGCCGCUGACGGACUAUGGCUGGUCAAAGAUCAAGGACAACGUUCUCAGCUACAUCGCGUCCCUGCGCGAGGAGCGCUUGAUGAACGAGAAGUCCAGAAGGUACAAAGCCUUCUCGGACGCCUACGAUGCCUUCCUCCUCGCCCAACCGCCCGGGUCCGUCUUCCCCCCGGUCGGCAGCCUCGUCGACCUCGACCACGUCCGCCGCGCCAUCUACGACACCCCCGUCGAGGACGACCUCCCCGACGAAGCCAUCCGCCACCUCGUCGACGCCAUCCCCAUCUCGUGGUUUGACACCUGGCGCGCCAACGCCGAGAAGCAGCUCCGCGACAAGAUGGUCGAGAAAAUGGGCGACAAAGCGCCGACCAACCUCGCCCUCGCCUCCGUGGUCUUCACCCACACGCCCGCCUGGGCGACGGACGCCUCGCAGGUGCGCCUCGUGCGGUACCCGGAGGUUCUGACGGACCCGGCGAUUACGGACGAGUUUGAUCGGGAGGCGAGCGAGACGCGCAAGCGCACGGGAUACAUGCCGUGGUCGGCGGCGGGGCUCGACUUCAGCGAGGCGAUCCACGGGCGCGCGAAGUUCUUCAUAGAGCUCGCGGGGCUCGAUCCUGACACUGCGACGCACGAGGAUAUGGCGCUGGCUGAUCCCUGGUUCUCGUACCAUACCCCGGACGGAGCUGUCUCGUAUCUGUCUGGGUGGCCGCAUGUGUUGCGCGACGGUAUGCAAUGCGCUCAUUUCAGCGGCAUCUCAGAGGACAUAGCCGCGACGUUCCGCUUCGCCGUCAACAGCUUGCUGUGGAUGCCGAGGUUCAACGAGCACCUGGCGCGCUGCACGCGCUGCGGGACAUCGUUCAGGAAAAGCUCUGCACUGUACGCGCAUCUACUAGACGAGUGAGCAUCGGG